Molecule: messenger RNA, 5279 nt
Organism: Gopherus evgoodei (Goodes thornscrub tortoise)
Lineage: Eukaryota; Metazoa; Chordata; Testudines; Testudinidae
Gene: NID1
Product: nidogen 1
Biological process (GO): cell-matrix adhesion
Molecular function (GO): calcium ion binding
Source: RefSeq, a predicted model, not a curated record
AUGUUCCCCGGGCGGAGCUGGGCGCUGCUGUGGGCACUGCUGGGGCUGGCCGUGCCCGGGGGUUGCCUGCCCCGCGGGGGGCUGCUCUUCCCCUUCGGCGCGGAGCGGGGUGACGCGGAGCUGGAGCCCGGGGACGACGUGAGCUCCCCGCCCCUGGAGCUCAGCGCCCCGCUGCGCUUCUACGGCUCCAGCAUCGGCUCCCUCUACGUGGCCACUAAUGGGAUCAUUGCAGUGAAUGAACCAUCAAAAGAAGAAGAAUACCUUGGUCAAUUCCCACUCAGUUUUGGAGCUAUUGCUCCAUUUUUGGCUGAUCUGGACACUACAGAUGGACGUGGGAAGGUGUUUUAUAGAGAAGAUUCAUCCCCUGACAUCUUACAGCUUGCUGCAGACCAUAUCCAACGAGGUUUCCCUGAGGCCAUUUUUGACCCAAGCAGUGUUGUCAUUGUUACCUGGACAUCUGUGGCUCCUUACCAUGUACCUGGAGAAGACCCCACUCUGGAAGGCAAGAGAAACACAUUCCAGGCUGUUUUAGCGUCUUCUGAUUCCAGUUCCUAUGCUGUUUUCCUUUAUCCAGAAGAUGGUUUGCAGUUCUACAGUGCACACUCCAAGAAUGCUGAGGAAAACAUUCCUGCUACAGUUGGCUUUAGUCAAGCCGCUACAAACUACUACUUGUGGAUAAAACCAGGAUCCUACAAUACAGUUGCUAAUGAUGAAGAGUCCAUCAGAAACCUGCAGGAGAGCAGCAAUUCUGGAAGGAAAGGAAUCUGGGUUUUUGAGAUUGGUAGCUCAUCUAAUAGCAUUGUGCCUGCCAAAAUCAGCAACAGUCCAGAAUUUGGUGGUGAUGAAGAGUAUCAGGACGUGACCUCAAAACCAGCUGUAUUGCACCAUGACUUGGUUGAAAUAAGCCCAGAGCAGGUACCAUAUGAUGUUCCCAGCAGAAGAGGGGAUCAACAACAUAUUACAUAUAGAAUUCCUCAGUCAGCUUCAGAAGAUGACUUACAGCCACCACACAAAACUAUAACAAUAGAGACACCUCCAAGAGAAUCCUCUUUCAAUCAACAGCCAGAACUCUCGACUGGGAAAACGCCACCUCAGUUUCAGGUCCAGCGAUUGCCUCAGCAGUAUUCUCAGGUUAUAGACGUGGAAGAUAUUGAAGAUAUUGAGGAAACUGGGAUUGUGUUCCGUUACCAUACAGAUGUCCAACAGACCUGUGCUAACAACCGUCAUCAGUGUUCCAUUCAUGCUGUUUGCAGAGACUAUCCCAAUGGGUAUUGUUGCAGUUGUAUUGCUGGUUACAAAGGAAAUGGCAGGCAAUGUGUAGCAGAAGGUUCUCCUCAGCGAGUGAAUGGGAAAGUGAAAGGGAAAAUCUUUGUAGGAAGUAACCCAGUUCCAGUUGUAUUUGAGAACACUGACCUCCAUUCUUAUGUAGUGAUGAACCAUGGGCGAGCAUAUACUGCUAUCAGCACUAUUCCAGUGCUGGGGUAUUCUCUGCUUCCUCUUGCUUCUGUUGGAGGUAUCAUAGGAUGGAUGUUUGCUGUGGAGCAGCAAGGAUAUAGAAAUGGAUUCAGUAUUACAGGUGGUGAGUUUACGCGGCAAGCUGAAGUUACCUUCCUUGGCAGUAAUGAGAAACUGGUUAUCACAAAAUUCAGUGGAAUCGAUGAACAUGGUCAUCUUACAAUCAGCACAGAAAUGGAGGGCAAAGUACCCGAGAUCCCAUUUGGUGCAUCAGUCCACAUAGAACCAUACAAUGAGCUCUAUCACUCUUCUCGUUCUGUGAUCACAUCAUCUUCUACCAGGGAGUACACAGUGACAGAACCAGAACGAGAUGGGAUUGCUCCCUCCUACACUGUAGCCUACCAGUGGCGACAGACCAUCUCAUUCGACGAAUGCAUUCAUGAUGACUCACAUCAUGCUUCUGCCACACAGCAGCUUUCAGUAGACAGUGUCUUUGUCCUGUAUAAUAGGGACGAACAAAUUCUGCGAUAUGCUAUGAGCAACUCAAUUGGCCCAGUCAGUGAUGGUUCUGCUGAUAUCAGCCGGAAUCCUUGCUACACUGGUUCCCAUGGUUGUGACACCAAUGCAGUAUGUCGUCCAGGAACAGGAAAUCAGUUCUCCUGUGAAUGCUCUGUAGGCUUCCGUGGAGAUGGACGUGUUUGUUACGAUGUUGAUGAGUGCUCAGAGCAACCGACUGUGUGUGGCACCAAUGCAGUCUGUAAUAACCAGCCAGGAACUUUCCGAUGUGAGUGUGUUGAUGGCUAUCAGUUUUCAGAUGAUGGACGGACUUGUGUGGCUGUUGAACAUGUUAUAAACCAUUGUGCAAUGGGCACACACAAUUGUGAUAUUCCUCAGCGUGCCCAAUGUGUAUAUGUUGACAGCUCUUCUUACAUCUGCACAUGUCUAGAUGGCUUCUCUGGAGAUGGACACUCCUGUGUAGAUGUAGAUGAAUGUCGUCAGAACCGCUGUCAUCCAGAUGCUUUCUGCUACAACACUCCUGGGUCUUUCAGUUGCCACUGUAAGGCAGGUUAUCGUGGGGAUGGUUUCCAGUGUGUGUUAGGAGAACUGGAGAAAACUAAAUGUCAGCGUGAACAAGAACAAGCUUUGGCUAGUGGGGGUUCUUCCUACUCACAAAGGCCUAGACCCAUUGGUCAGUUUGUUCCUCAGUGUGAUGAGCAUGGGAAUUAUCAACCAACUCAAUGCCAUUCUAGCACUGGCUAUUGUUGGUGUGUGGAUAGGGAUGGUAAUGAGAUCGAUGGCACCAGAACUGGACCAGGAAUCCGACCCCCAUGUCUGAGCACAGCUGCUCCUCCUGUUGUUAUUGGGCCCUCUGUUCGACCAGAUUCAAUUCCUCUGCCCCCAGGAACACACUUACUCUUUGCCCAAAGUGGGAAGAUUGAACAUGUCCCACUGGUGGAAAAUAGUAUGAAGAAAACUGAUGCAAAAGCUUUACUGCAUGUUCCAGACAGAGUUGUUAUUGGAGUUGCGUAUGACUGCAUGGACAAGAUGGUUUACUGGACAGAGAUCAGUGGCCCCUCCAUCAGUAGAGCCAGUUUGCAUGGUGGGGAGCCAGCAACCAUCAUCAAAACAGACUUGGGAAGUCCUGAAGGAAUAGCAAUAGAUCAUCUCGGUCGCAAUGUUUUCUGGACAGACUCUCACCUCGAUAGAAUAGAAGUGGCCAGGCUGGAUGGUAGCCAGCGCCGAGUACUGUUUAAUACUGGUCUGGUGAACCCCAGAGCCAUAGUAACAGAUUCUGUGAGAGGAAAUCUUUACUGGACUGACUGGAACAGAGAUGCUCCUAAAAUUGAAACUUCAUACAUGGAUGGCACAAACAGAAGGGUUCUUGUUAAAGAUGAUCUGGGAUUACCAAAUGGUCUGACAUUUGACACUUACUCCUCAAUGCUGUGCUGGGUUGAUGCAGGCACCAAAAGGGUGGAAUGUAUGAACCCCAGUCAGCUUGGUCGACGAAAGAUCCUUGAAGGAGUCCAGUAUCCUUUUAGUAUUACAAGCUAUGGGAAGAAUUUAUAUUACACAGACUGGAGGAGGGAUGCUGUUAUAGCUGUGGAUCGCACAAUUUCAAAAGAGAACGAUAACUUCCAGCCCCACAAACGUGCCCGUCUUUAUGGGAUAACUACAGCCUUUGCUCAGUGCCCACAAGGGCAUAACUAUUGCACAGUGAAUAACGGAGGCUGUACUCAUUUAUGCCUGGCUACCCCAGGAGGCCGCUCUUGCCGCUGCCCUGACAGUACCGUUGGAGUGGAUUGUAUAGAAAGAAACUGAGAGCCAAACGAGGAUAUGUGUUAGAACAGAGUCUCCCUUUGGAAAAGUACUGUAAAUAGUUCACAGCUAUCAGCAUAAAAUGAAGACAGUAAAGAUAAGCUCUAUGCUGCUUACAGGGGGCAAGCCACAACACAUACACCAUAGCACAGCAUGGUGGCAUUCAGGUAAGUCUGUGCUGCCCAGGGAGGGUCCCACUCCUGCAGCAUCACCUUCUUGCCUUUAAAGAGGAGCUUGGGGGCUCAUUUGCUUCUGUGCUGGGCUCUGAACCUCCCAGUGAAAUUAUUGUACACUGUGUUUUAUGCGAUGUCUCAAAUCCUGAGGUGGACAAGAGAUUGGAAUUUUGAGCACCACUGAUUGUGCUGUGCAUCGGAGCACACAACAAUUCAGCCACAGAAUGGAAUGCUGUAGCCCAGCAUAGGUGCAGCUGGGUCGCAAAUUCAGCUUAGUUAGGCAGGAAGCCUGGGGUCCAAAGGAUGGUCAGUGAGUGCGUGAGCACAUCCUUUGGCAACAUGAACUCCACAAUGUGUGCGCGCGCGCGCGCACACACACACACACACACACACACACAGAGUUGCCAAAGCCUUUAUACGUUAAAGCUACUCUCUCAAACCUUUGCCUUUUGGCUAUUGAUAAUGUUAGAGGAAGUUAACCAAUAUGCUUUAGCACAGGGAUAGCUCCGGUACUGGUUCAUGUUACCUCUUCAUACUGUGUGCAAUCAUCUUAAUACCAGCAGUGCUUUAGUGGAUAUUGUGAAAUUUUCCGUGGAUUUUCCCAAAAAAGUUUUUUUUUUUCUGUUUUGCUAGUGGACACUUAUUGAAUAGCUUUUUGGAUAUCUCCAAAGUUGAGACUUGGGAUACAAAUCCCAAUUACUCAUCAAAGAAUGGCGAUUGAUUGGUGUUGUGUUUUUAAAGGGACACUGUCAAGUAUUUUUUAAAAUAGUGUUUACAUUUCCUAUUUUUGUGAUACUAUUUUAUAAGCUUAAAAAUGACACUUCAAUUUUGCCCUACCAAUUUUUUUUUCUUUGCGGCAAACCUAGAUAUUUUAUUUUCUUACAGACCAUGAACAACCAUAAUAGUUGAAUAUUUGUUAGGCAACACUUCUGACAAUCUCACAGGGCUUUAAAAAAAACAAAAAAACCCAUGUUCAUGUGUCACUUUUACAGUAAGGGCAAAACAUCUGUGCUGGAAAUCAAUGUGAAGAUGGAGCGUGUCUCCACUGACAGCAAUGUUUGCAGAGCAGUUAGGAAAAUCCAGCACAGACUUCAUAAGAGAUUACACAUUGUAAUGAUAAAACACUUCAAUAAGCCUUGCUUCAGCAGACCAUUUCUGGGAACAGGAUUUAACUUUUGCUCCUGCUGCUGCAGGCAGGGUAGCUUAUCUGCAGUAGAAGAACCAAAUGUGAUUGUGAGAGUCAUGUAUCUAAAUAGCUGUCUUUAUAAUCUCUUGGUUACAGUGAUAAAUUACAAUAAAAAACCCCAGGCUAUAGUUAAAAAAAAAACAAAAAAC